GGGGACGCGCGCGCCUGCCCGCCCGCCUCCGGCGCUCGGUCACCGGGGAGUGCCGGCUGCCCGGGGCCCGUGGGUGCGGCUGGCCUUUGGACUGAUCCCGGGGGUCCUCCGUGCCCAGAAGAGGCCACGGGCAGGAGCUCCUAGGGGAGGGAGAGAGGGGCCGGCCCGCGCGAGCCACCCUGCCCGCCGCCCGCCCGCCCGGCCGGGGCGAGGAUGCUAUUUUUAAGAGCGCGGGGAGAGCGCUGGGUUUCAUCAUGGAAACUGUGAGCGUCUCGCCGGGCAUCGGGCCGGCGGGCUCCCCCGGGGGGCCCUGAGGCCGGGCAUCGGGCUGGCGGGGCCCUGUGCCCGCACCCCGGCAGAGGAGGGAGCAGGCGGCGGCGCCCACCAGCAAUUAUGUGCUGCGAAUGGCUGAGAUGCUGUGGUGGAGGGGACCCCAGGCCCCGCACCGUCUGGUUGGGGCACCCGGAGAAGAGGGAUCAGAGGUACCCUCGAAAUGUCAUCAACAAUCAGAAGUACAACUUCUUCACCUUCCUCCCCGGGGUGCUGUUCAACCAGUUCAAGUACUUCUUCAACCUCUACUUCCUGCUGCUCGCCUGCUCCCAGUUCGUGCCCGAGAUGAGGCUCGGGGCGCUCUAUACCUACUGGGUGCCUCUGGGGUUCGUGCUGACCGUCACCGUCAUCCGAGAGGCCGUGGAGGAGAUUCGCUGCUACGUGCGUGACAAGGAAGUCAACUCCCAUGUCUACAGCCGGCUUACGGCGCGAGGGACGGUGAAGGUGAAGAGCUGCAACAUCCAGGUGGGCGACCUCAUCAUUGUGGAGAAGAACCAGCGGGUUCCUGCCGACAUGAUCUUCCUGAGGACGUCGGAAAAAAACGGCUCCUGCUUCUUGCGGACGGACCAGCUGGACGGGGAGACGGACUGGAAGCUGCGGCUGCCGGUGGCCUGCACGCAGAGGCUCCCCACUGCUGCCGACCUUCUCCAGAUCCGCUCGUACAUCUACGCCGAGGAGCCCAACAUCGACAUCCACAACUUCGUGGGCACUUUCACCAGAGAGGACAGCGACCCGCCCAUCAGCGAGAGCCUGAGCAUCGAGAACGCCCUGUGGGCGGGCACCGUCAUUGCCUCCGGGACGGUGGUGGGGGUCGUGCUGUACACGGGCAGGGAGCUCCGGAGCGUCAUGAACACGUCCAACCCGCGGAGCAAGAUCGGCCUGUUCGACCUGGAGGUGAACUGCCUCACCAAGAUCCUGUUCGGGGCGCUGGUGGUGGUGUCGCUGGUGAUGGUGGCCCUGCAGCACUUCGCCGGCCGCUGGUACCUGCAGAUCAUCCGCUUCCUCCUGCUCUUCUCCAACAUCAUCCCCAUCAGCCUGCGAGUGAAUUUGGACAUGGGCAAGAUCGUGUAUAGCUGGAUGAUCCGCCGGGACCCCAAGAUCCCCGCCACCGUCGUGCGCUCCAGCACCAUCCCCGAGCAGCUGGGCAGGAUCUCCUACCUGCUCACCGACAAGACAGGAACUCUGACGCAGAACGAGAUGGUUUUCAAGCGGCUGCACCUGGGCACGGUGGCCUACGGCCCGGACUCCAUGGACGAGGUGCAGAGCCACAUCUUCAGUGUGUACACGCAGCAGGCCCAGGACCCCCCCGCCCAAAAGGGCCCCGCGCUCACCACCAAGGUCCGCCGCACCAUGAGCAGCCGCGUGCACGAGGCGGUCAAGGCCAUCGCGCUCUGCCACAACGUCACCCCUGUGUACGAGUCCAAUGGCGUCACCGACCAGGCCGAGGCCGAGAAGCAGUAUGAGGACUCGUGCCGCGUGUACCAGGCGUCCAGCCCCGACGAGGUGGCCCUGGUGCAGUGGACUGAGAGCGUGGGCCUGACCCUGGUGGGCCGGGACCAGUCCUCCGUGCAGCUGAGGACCCCUGGUGACCAGAUCCUGAACUUCACCAUCCUGCAGAUCUUCCCCUUCACCUACGAGAGCAAGCGCAUGGGCGUCAUCGUGCGGGACGACAGCACGGGCGAGAUCACCUUCUACAUGAAGGGCGCGGAUGUGGUCAUGGCCGGCAUCGUGCAGUACAACGACUGGCUGGAGGAGGAGUGCGGGAACAUGGCCCGGGAGGGGCUGCGGGUGCUCGUGGUGGCCAAGAAGUCUCUGGCCGAGGAGCAGUACCAGGACUUCGAAGCCCGUUACGUCCAGGCCAAGCUGAGCGUGCACGACCGGUCCCUGAAGGUGGCCACGGUCAUCGAGAGCCUGGAGAUGGAGAUGGAGCUGCUCUGCCUGACCGGCGUGGAGGACCAGCUGCAGGCGGACGUCCGGCCCACGCUGGAGACCCUGCGCAACGCCGGCAUCAAGGUUUGGAUGCUGACGGGGGACAAGCUGGAGACGGCCACCUGCACGGCCAAGAACGCGCACCUGGUCACCCGGAGCCAGGACAUCCACGUCUUCCGGCUGGUGACCAACCGUGGGGAGGCGCACCUGGAGCUGAACGCCUUCCGGAGGAAGCACGACUGCGCCCUGGUCAUCUCGGGGGACUCCCUGGAGGUCUGCCUCAAGUACUACGAGUACGAGUUCAUGGAGCUGGCCUGCCAGUGCCCCGCCGUGGUCUGCUGCCGCUGCGCGCCCACCCAGAAGGCCCAGAUCGUGCGGCUGCUGCAGGAGCGCACCGGGAAGCUCACCUGCGCUGUCGGGGACGGGGGCAACGACGUGAGCAUGAUCCAGGAGGCCGACUGCGGCGUGGGCGUGGAGGGCAAGGAGGGGAAACAGGCUUCCCUGGCUGCCGACUUCUCGGUCACGCAGUUCCGGCACCUCGGCCGCCUGCUCAUGGUGCACGGGCGAAACAGCUACAAGCGCUCGGCCGCGCUCAGCCAGUUCGUGAUCCACCGCAGCCUGUGCAUCAGCACCAUGCAGGCCGUCUUCUCGUCCGUGUUCUACUUCGCCUCGGUUCCGCUCUACCAGGGCUUCCUCAUCAUCGGGUACUCCACCAUCUACACCAUGUUCCCCGUCUUCUCGCUGGUGCUGGACAAGGACGUGAAGUCGGAGGUGGCCAUGCUGUACCCCGAGCUCUACAAGGACCUGCUCAAGGGACGCCCCCUCUCCUACAAGACCUUCCUCAUCUGGGUGCUGAUCAGCGUCUACCAAGGGAGCACCAUCAUGUACGGCGCGCUGCUGCUCUUCGAGUCGGAGUUCGUGCACAUCGUGGCCAUCUCCUUCACGGCGCUCAUCCUCACGGAGCUGCUCAUGGUGGCGCUCACCAUCCAGACGUGGCACUGGCUCAUGACGGUGGCCGAGCUGCUCAGCCUGGCCUGCUACAUCGCCUCGCUCGUGUUCCUGCACGAGUUCAUCGACAUGUACUUCAUCGUGACGCUGUCGUUCCUGUGGAAGGUGUCGGUGAUCACGCUGGUCAGCUGCCUGCCCCUCUACGCGCUCAAGUACCUGCGCCGCCGCUUCUCCCCGCCCAGCUACUCCAAGCUCACGUCCUAGGUGCUGGGCGCGGCCGGGCGUCUCCGCCCCCCGGAGGACAGCUCUGACUUCCGCCCCUCGCCCGCGCCCAGCCGCUCACUCGCUGCGCUGGCCGGCCGGGAUGGACACGGCGGGGCCCGCGCUCCUGUGUGAGCCGGUGUCUGUCCCCGCCGCCGGCCGGGGGCGCUGACCGGGAGGUUUCCCGCCGCCCCGAGCACGUCCGUGACCAACGCGUGUGGCGCCGGGGCAGGGGGGGCUCCCACGGCCGUCGUUCUUCCUGUCAUGUCCUGACGCUCGACUCUCGUCCUGGCUGCCCCACAGCUGGUCCCGGGGCGAGGGGCAGCUGUUCCUGGGGUUUGGGCUGGCUCUGGGGCUGGGCUCCCGCCUGACCCAGCCCACAUGCAGCGUCGUGACGCUUAGGGGCCCGCGGGGCUCGUGCCCACUGCAGAAACGCGUUUCUGGGUGGGAGCAAGCCGGGGCGCGUCUCCCCCCGCCCCCGCCCGCAGCUGAGCGAGGAGCCCUGGGUGGGGGUCAGCUGGAGUGGGUUCUAGAAGGAGACUGUGUCUGGGGGCGCGGCAGGGAGUCCUGGGGGUGUCUGGGCGCGUGGUCUCGGCUGCAGUCUGCGGGGCUCCCGUGCAUGGGGCGUGGCCGGGACACCAGGGUGUGGGGCCCAGGCUGUGGGGGACGGUUGUGGCAGGCAGGGGCCGGACGCACAGUGCCCAGCCAUCCCCAGGGGCGGGGUGAGCUCGUGUACACGGGUGGCGGGGGCGUCCUCUCUCCCUGCAGGCCGUGCCAUGGCCCUUGCUCGGGACCCCGCGGGGGUCCCCUCCAGAGGGCGGCCGUUUGCUCUGACUCACCCCCGAGGUGCCACUUGGCUCGCGUGGGGGAAGACGCCGGAGAGAAGGGGGUCCCCACCUCCCUAGCACCUGCCACGGGCCCCCCUGAGACCUUCCUUGUUGGGGGGGCGUGCAGCAGGACGAGGGGAGUGGAAACCCCAGCAUGAGCACCUGGGGGCUCCCAGGAUGGGGGGAGGAAGGGCAGCAGGUCCCCCGAUUCCCGGUCUGGAAGGGCCGGGCUGGCGCCAGGCAGUGACCCCACACUCGGCCCGGGUGGGGUCAGAGGCUCCGCGGCACACCGUCCGCCCUGCCUCCAGCCCUUUCCUUGAAGCCAACCCCCCACUUCCUGCUGGAGUCAGCACUUUGGGGUUCCUUUCUGCCCAUGGUGGUUUGCCAGCGGGAGGCGGCGAUCCCGCUUACCCCCCCCUCCCUUCCUUCCUCCCUUUCUCUAAGAAAACAGCCACAGACCCGAGGCCCCGAGGCCCGUUUCUCAUCGUUGACAGUUGCUGAGAGCACGCGGGCGUGCGUGCGUGGGGCGCAGGGGCGCGGGGGUGAGGGCAGGGAGAGGGGUGUCGCCCUGCCCCGGUUCCUUGUGCGCGCCGGGCCUGGGUGCCUCCCGGGAGCGCCUGACGCCUGAAGCCUCGCACCUGCUGGAAGAGGGGCCCAGCCGGGGACGCCUGCCCGUGCCGGCGUCCAGCCCGAGCCCCCCUGCGGCCGGCCCUGCCUCGCACCCAUCUGCUCACGUUUCCGAAGCCUGUUCUCGGCUGGGGGCUUCCUGGCAACACUCUGAAUGUAGUUUGGAUUUUAUGCUUCUUGCAGACUGACACGACCGUGCCCCGCGCUCCCCUCUCCGUCCAGACUUCUUACCUUGUUUUACUUCCCUGAGGUGGGCACAGGACCCACCCACCCGCCUCAUGUCUUUUAGGCGGGGCCCAGAUUUCAGACCUCUGUCCAGAUUUCAUACGCGGCCCCCUUGUCCUCCUGCCUCGCCCUUCUUCAGGCGGACACCUGUUCGCCCUUUUCAUCUUUGACCUUUGUGGCGUGUUGAGACGUGUGUGUUGUGAGAUGUCACCUCAGACCUCUUCCGAGCUAUCCCCGGCUUCCAGGUCGCUCCCGAUGUCUCUCCCAGCUUACUCUUCAUCUUCAAAAUACACAAGGGACUUUGUAAAUAACACAGAUUUUAUUUAUUCCCCCACCUCCCUGUUCUCUUUAAAAGUAAAGCUUUUGGUUGUUCUCUUUCUUAAGAAAACAUUUCCGUGAAUUGUGUCCGUUUCAUCUUGGGGUGGGGGGGAGUCUAGAUUAUGAUUGGGAACAGAAUUGAAAAGUGCCCCCACCGUUUUGAGUGUGUGUGUGUGUGUUUGUGCCUGUGUGCAUGUGUGUGUGUGUGUAUGUAGGGGCUUUCGUGAUCCCUUGUGACUCAGAGCAUUUCUCACGCCAAAGCAGCCUUUUGGGGGGGGGGUUCCAUCUUCUCCAUCACCCAGGACUGGGGUGGGAUUGGGGGUGGGGAUUGCAGUGUUUAAUGGUGCCGGGCAUUGUCAGUGAAUAUUGUGUUGGGGCGGGGAGGGGCCGUGGUAUUUGCAAAAAACAAACAAACAAAAAAACCCAAAAAAAACGAUCUGCGUCUGAUUGAUUACGUUGUGGCGUGCGAGGUUGGAUGUUUGCACCUGAGCAAGGACCAGGGCAGGCCACGCCCAGGCCACGCCCACGGGGGACCUGGCGCUGAGUGCAGGCCAGGAAGUCCCGGCCCUGGCCCCCACGUGCCCCCCACUUUCCCAGCGGCUCUCCUUUCAUUGUCUGCCAGCGCGGCCGGUUCCUGUUGCCCAAUAAAGCUUGUGUACUGUA
Molecule: messenger RNA, 6128 nt
Organism: Sorex araneus (European shrew)
Lineage: Eukaryota; Metazoa; Chordata; Mammalia; Eulipotyphla; Soricidae
Gene: ATP9A
Product: ATPase phospholipid transporting 9A (putative)
Exons: 28
Coding region: 394-3471 (1025 amino acids)
Biological process (GO): phospholipid translocation; retrograde vesicle-mediated transport, Golgi to endoplasmic reticulum; endocytosis
Cellular component (GO): trans-Golgi network; plasma membrane; endosome
Molecular function (GO): ATPase-coupled intramembrane lipid carrier activity; magnesium ion binding; ATP hydrolysis activity
Source: RefSeq, a predicted model, not a curated record